Hyphopichia burtonii NRRL Y-1933 is the source of this 1641-nucleotide messenger RNA. It is a transcript of the gene LAP41, whose product is annotated as metalloaminopeptidase. The coding region runs from base 53 to 1609 and encodes 518 amino acids. Lineage: Eukaryota; Fungi; Ascomycota; Pichiomycetes; Serinales; Debaryomycetaceae. The transcript has a single exon. Gene Ontology annotation, cellular component: fungal-type vacuole. Gene Ontology annotation, molecular function: zinc ion binding; metalloaminopeptidase activity. The record is from RefSeq and is a predicted model, not a curated record. Gene Ontology annotation, biological process: proteolysis.
GUCUUUUUCUUUAAGUUCUACCAGGUUCUUCUUUAUCAAUAAUUAUUUUCAAAUGUCCCAAGAUCCUUCAAUUGAAGCUUUGCAACGUGCCUUCCAAAACAUUGACUUUGCCAAACUCGUCAAGGAAAGUAUGGCUUCCAAUGCAGUUGCUGAGUCUAACCCCGAAUCUCCAACCUUGAAUGCCACUCCAAAUGCUGAAGUUUUUGACGACUCGUUCUUUGCUAAGUAUGCCGACGAGUAUAUUGAAUUUACAUACAAGAACCCAACCAUCUAUCAUGUUGUUAAAUACUUCAGUGAUAAGUUAAAGGCUCAGGGGUUUGAAUACCUUUCAGAAAAAGAUUCCUGGACCGAUGUCAAACCAGGAAAAUACUUCACUAGCAGAAAUGGGUCCUCUCUUAUUGCUUUCACCAUUGGGAAAAAUUGGAAACCUUCCAAAGGUCUUGGUGUCAUUGGGUCUCAUAUUGAUUCUUUAACUGUGGCCUUAAAACCAAGUUCUAUUAAGAAUAAGGUUGAUGGUUAUGACUUGCUAGGAGUAGCCCCAUACGCCGGGACAUUAUCUGAUGUUUGGUGGGAUCGUGACUUGGGUAUUGGUGGUCGUCUUAUUGUGAAAAAGGACAAUAAAGUCACCAGUACAUUGGUGGAUAGCUCUCCUCAUCCAAUUGCCCAUAUUCCAACGUUGGCUCCACAUUUCGGAGCUCCCGCAGUUGGUCCUUUCAAUAAGGAAACCCAAGCCGUACCAGUUAUUGGGUUCUCAAGCGAACCAGAUGCCCCCGCCACUGAACAAGAGAAAAAGGCACCGUUAUAUGGUAAACAUCCAAUCAAGUUAUUGAGAUACAUUUCUAAAAUAUCCAAUACUCCAAUUGAAGAUAUCUUACAAUGGGAUUUACAAUUAUUUGACGUUCAAAAGGGAGCUUUGGGUGGAUUGGAUAAUGAGUUCAUUUUUGCUCCAAGAAUUGAUGAUCGUGUAUGUUCUUUUGCUGCCAUCUAUUCAUUACUUGAAGCCGACAAGAAAAAUCUCCUUCCGGAUGAUAAUUUUUCUAUCGUUGGUUUAUUCGAUCACGAAGAAAUUGGCUCGGGCUCAAGAACUGGUAUUAGAGGUCAAUUAUUUGAAUCUACAGUUUCCAGAGUUGUUUCUUCCGAUUACUAUAAUCCAAAUCUUUCCGAUGUAAGUGAUGCUUUAGCUAUUGCAUAUGCCAAUACGAUCAUUUUAUCUGCGGAUGUAAAUCAUUUGGUUAAUCCAAACUUCACUGGCUACUACUUGGAAAAUCAUAAACCAGUUCCUAAUAAAGGUGUCACCAUUGCUUUCGAUACCAAUGGUCAUUUCGCUACUGAUUCUUUAGGUACCUCCUUAUUAGAAGAAUUGGCUCGCUUAAAUGAUGACCAACUUCAAUACUUCCACAUCAGAAACGACUCCCGAAGCGGGGGUAGUAUUGGUCCUUUGAUCUCCUUGCAAACUGGUGCCCGUACAAUUGAUUUGGGUAUUCCUCAAUUGUCAAUGCAUUCAAUUAGAGCUACCGUUGGCUCUAAAGAUAUCGGUAAUGGGAUUAAGUUUUUCUCUGGUUUCUUCAAAAACUGGAGAAAGACUUACGACACUUACCAAGACUUGUAACUCCCAUCUUCAAAAACGCUUUCCAGCUCUCA